This is a messenger RNA of Cantharellus anzutake, 423 nucleotides long. RefSeq lists its product as uncharacterized. The transcript has 4 exons. The record is from RefSeq and is a predicted model, not a curated record. The annotation marks the transcript as partial. NCBI's taxonomy places the organism in Eukaryota, Fungi, Basidiomycota, Agaricomycetes, Cantharellales, Hydnaceae. Gene Ontology annotation, molecular function: protein binding.
GAAGAGGAAGCGCGGAAGGUUGCGGUUCCUCAUGGAAGAAAUGCCACUCGAGAUCGUCCUCGAAAUUUGUUCCCAUUUAGGACCUCGCGACCUACUUUGCCUCGUGAGGUCUGCAAGGGUCUUUGCGAGGUAUCUUUUAAGACCGGGUGUUGUUGCUGGGGUGUGGAAAGCGGCCCGGGAAGAGUGUGCCCCUGAGAUGCCCCCGAUCCAUUCGGAUCUCACGGAACAGAAAUAUGCCUUGUUGGGCUUUGGCUCUAAUUGCCAGAACUGCGGGACCUGUACAUCUUCGGCUACCAACUGGUAUUUACGGAAACGAUGGUGCCGUAAGUGCCGCAACCAUGUGCUUCGGUCAGACUACACUGACAUGUAUUGGCCUCUUGGUUCCUUGGAAUUCGCUCGGGAGAAUCGAAAAUACGAUGUGAU